AUGGCAUCUCAAUCAUUCCCUCCUCCUCCCGUCGACACUAUCGACUGGAGCAAUAUCGGCUUUAAAGUUCGCGAAGUUAACGGCCAUGUCGAAUCCCACUAUACCCCAGCCACGAAAUCCUGGUCACCCCCCAAACUAGUCAAAUCCCCCUACCUUCCGAUCCACGGGAUGGCUCCAGGGUUGAACUACGGCCAACAAGCGUACGAAGGCCUCAAGGCUUUCCGACACCCCAAUAACAGCAAGAUCACAAUUUUCCGGCCGGACCGCAAUGCUCUGCGCAUGCAGCGCUCUGCUUCGUUUAUAUCAAUCCCACCUGUCCCGGAAGAUCUCUUUCUGGAAGCCGUCGAAUUGGCCGUUGGGGCGAACGCGGGAUUCGUUCCUCCUCAUGAAACAGGGGCCGCGAUGUACAUCCGUCCGCUUAUCUUUGGGUCUUCAGCGCAAUUAGGCCUCUCCCCGCCGGAAGAGUAUACCUUUGUAGUCUUUGUCAUGCCGACUGGUGUAUACCACGGCGUGCAUGCAGUUGACGCAUUAAUACUGGAGGAUUUCGACCGUGCAGCACCCGAGGGAACAGGGAGUGCAAAAGUUGGCGGAAACUAUGCGCCUGUUCUGAGACACAGUGCGAAAGCUCAUGCCGAGGGGUUCGGGAUUACACUGCAUCUAGAUAGCCGGACGCGUUCGGAAAUAGAUGAGUUUUCGACGAGCGGCAUGAUCGCUGUUAAGAAGAAUAAGGAGUCUGGGAAGGUUACGCUGGUCCAGCCGGAUAGCCCUAAUGUUAUUGACAGUGUGACUGCGGCAUCGGUCUGCGAGAUCGGGAAACUUUGGUUCGGAUAUGAUGUUGAGAAGCGGAGGAUUCCCUAUGAAGAGUUGAAUGAGUUUGACGAGGUGAUGGCUGCUGGUACGGCGGCGGCAUUGGUGCCUAUUCGGAGUAUCACGAGGCGAUCUAGUGGGAAUAGGUUUGAAUAUGAGUGUGGCGGGGAGGAGGCAGGAGGCGGAGAGGUCUGUGUGAAGCUUCUGAGGACGUUGAAGGGGAUCCAGCUCGGGAAGAUUGAAGAGACCUUGGGAUGGAAUCGCGUUGUCAAGGCUCCGCCGGCGGAGUGGGUGGGCGCUGCUGAUGAGAAGGAGGAGGCGGGGAUUGAGGUCCCUCAAGCCUGUCGCAUGAUUUGUACUGCAUCCAAUUGGUACUAAAAGUGCUUUCAUGGUUCAGCCAUAAGACGCUACUUGUUGUCCUAUAAUACUACACGU
This is a messenger RNA of Aspergillus nidulans FGSC A4, 1242 nucleotides long. RefSeq names its product branched-chain amino acid aminotransferase. Bases 1 to 1185 code for a protein of 394 amino acids. The record is from RefSeq and is a predicted model, not a curated record. NCBI's taxonomy places the organism in Eukaryota, Fungi, Ascomycota, Eurotiomycetes, Eurotiales, Aspergillaceae. Gene Ontology annotation, biological process: branched-chain amino acid metabolic process. The transcript is spliced from 2 exons. Gene Ontology annotation, molecular function: branched-chain-amino-acid:2-oxoglutarate transaminase activity; catalytic activity.